CUCGGCCGCGGCUCUUUCUGAGAGCGGGCGCGCGGGUGAGCGGUUGUUCGCGUGGCGUGUGGCGCGGUGUCUGGGCGGCCUCUAAAGAGGGAUCGCGGUCGUCGUCGGCGGGAGGCUAGCGGGCGGCUGCCGGCCGGGCUUUGACAGCGCCCCGCGCGCAGCGGGCAGUAGCCCAGGAGGCGCGUGGCGGCGCUUGGCCUCGCGGCGGCAGCGGCCCAGCCGUUGGCGGCGAGUGCGUCUGCGCCUGCGCGGCGGGCCCCGCGCCCCUCCUCCCCCCUGGGCGCCCCCGGCGGCGUGUGAAUGGCGGCCUCGGCGGCGGCGGCCUCCGCGGCGGCGGCGGCAGCCGCCUCGGGCAGCCCGGGCCCGGGUGAGGGCUCGGCUGGCGGCGAAAAGCGCGCCGCCGCCUCGUCGGCCGCGGCCUCGGCCUCGGCCUCGGCUUCGGCCUCGUCGCCCGCGGGGGGCGGCGGCGAGGCGCUGGAGCUGCUGGAGCACUGCGGUGUGUGCCGGGAGCGCCUGCGCCCCGAGAGGGAGCCGCGCUUGCUGCCCUGCCUGCAUUCGGCUUGCAGUGCCUGCCUCGGGCCCCCGGCGCCCGCCGCCAACAGCUCGGGGGAUGGCGGUGCAGCGGGUGACGGCGCCGUGGUCGACUGUCCUGUGUGCAAGCAGCAAUGCUUCUCCAAAGACAUUGUGGAGAAUUACUUUAUGCGUGACAGUGGCAGCAAGGCUGCCACAGACUCCCAGGAUGCAAAUCAGUGCUGCACUAGCUGUGAGGAUAAUGCCCCUGCCACCAGCUACUGUGUGGAGUGCUCUGAGCCACUGUGUGAGACGUGUGUGGAAGCACACCAGCGGGUGAAGUACACCAAGGACCACACCGUACGCUCCACUGGGCCAGCCAAAUCAAGGGACGGUGAGCGCACGGUGUACUGCAAUGUGCACAAGCACGAGCCCCUUGUGCUGUUCUGUGAGAGCUGUGACACCCUCACCUGCCGGGACUGCCAGCUCAAUGCCCACAAGGACCACCAAUACCAGUUUCUGGAGGAUGCAGUGAGGAACCAGCGCAAGCUCCUGGCCUCGCUGGUGAAGCGCCUUGGGGAUAAGCAUGCAACACUGCAGAAGAACACCAAGGAGGUUCGCAGCUCGAUCCGCCAGGUGUCUGACGUACAGAAGCGUGUGCAGGUAGAUGUCAAAAUGGCCAUUUUGCAGAUCAUGAAGGAGCUGAACAAGCGGGGCCGUGUGCUGGUCAAUGAUGCUCAGAAGGUGACUGAGGGGCAGCAGGAGCGCCUGGAACGACAACACUGGACCAUGACCAAGAUCCAGAAGCACCAGGAACACAUCCUGCGCUUUGCCUCUUGGGCUCUGGAGAGUGACAACAAUACGGCCCUGCUGCUCUCCAAGAAGCUGAUCUACUUCCAGCUGCAUCGGGCCCUCAAGAUGAUUGUGGACCCUGUAGAGCCACAUGGCGAGAUGAAAUUUCAAUGGGACCUUAAUGCCUGGACCAAGAGUGCAGAGGCUUUUGGCAAGAUUGUGGCAGAGCGUCCUGGCACCAACUCAACAGGCCCUACGUCCAUGGCCCCUCCUCGGGCUCCAGGGCCCUUGAGCAAGCAGGGCUCUGGCAGUAGCCAGCCCAUGGAGGUACAGGAAGGCUAUGGCUUUGGCUCAGACGAUCCUUAUUCGAGUGCAGAGCCCCAUGUGUCAGGUGUAAAGCGGUCCCGCUCAGGUGAGGGCGAGGUGAGUGGCCUCAUGCGCAAGGUGCCACGGGUGAGCCUCGAGCGCCUAGACCUGGAUCUCACGGCUGAUAGCCAGCCACCAGUUUUCAAGGUCUUCCCAGGCAGCACCACUGAGGAUUACAAUCUCAUUGUUAUUGAGCGUGGUGCUGCAGCUGCUGCUGCUGGACAGCCUGGAUCUGCUCCACCCGGGGCCCCUGGGGCCCCACCACUACCUGGCAUGGCCAUUGUCAAGGAGGAAGAGACAGAAGCUGCCAUUGGAGCUCCGCCUGUUGCCACGGAGGGUCCUGAGACCAAGCCUGUGCUGAUGGCUCUGGCGGAGGGCCCUGGUGCCGAGGGCCCCCGCCUGGCCUCACCCAGUGGCAGCACCAGUUCAGGUCUAGAAGUAGUGGCUCCAGAGGGCACUUCAGCCCCAGCUGGUGGUCCAGGUGCCCUGGAUGACAGUGCCACCAUCUGCCGUGUCUGCCAGAAGCCAGGGGAUCUAGUCAUGUGCAACCAGUGCGAGUUCUGCUUCCACCUGGACUGCCACCUGCCUGCCCUGCAGGAUGUCCCAGGGGAGGAGUGGAGUUGCUCUCUCUGCCAUGUACUACCCGAUCUGAAAGAGGAAGAUGGCAGCCUGAGCCUGGACAGUGGUGAUAGCACCGGUGUGGUGGCCAAGCUCUCGCCAGCUAACCAGCAGAAGUGUGAGCGUGUCUUGCUGGCCCUAUUCUGUCAUGAGCCCUGCCGACCUUUGCACCAGCUGGCUACUGACUCUACUUUCUCCCUGGAUCAGCCUGGUGGCACCCUGGACCUGACCCUGAUCCGUGCCCGUCUCCAGGAGAAGUUGUCACCCCCAUAUAGUUCCCCCCAGGAGUUUGCCCAGGAUGUGGGCCGCAUGUUUAAGCAGUUCAACAAGCUGACAGAGGACAAGGCAGACGUGCAGUCCAUCAUCGGCCUGCAGCGCUUCUUCGAGACUCGCAUGAACGAGGCCUUUGGUGACACCAAGUUCUCAGCUGUGCUGGUGGAGCCCCCCCCCCUGAGCCUGCCUGGUGCUGGCCUGAGUGCCCAGGAGCUAUCCAGUGGUCCUGGUGAUGGCCCCUGAGUCUGUGGCCUCUCAGGCCAACCCGGCCUGGCUCUGUUCUCUGUCCUGUCAAAUUCCCUUCCCCCUACCUCCCCCUCUGGUGGCCUGGCUCCUACUUCUUGGUGGCCCCAUCCCCCAACCCCUCACAAUAUGGUUUUUACUUAUGUGGAUUUAAUAAAAACUUCACCACAGUU
Messenger RNA from Nyctereutes procyonoides (raccoon dog), 2975 nucleotides. It is a transcript of the gene TRIM28, whose product is annotated as tripartite motif containing 28. The record is from RefSeq and is a predicted model, not a curated record. NCBI's taxonomy places the organism in Eukaryota, Metazoa, Chordata, Mammalia, Carnivora, Canidae. The coding region runs from base 301 to 2802 and encodes 833 amino acids. The transcript has 17 exons. Gene Ontology annotation, molecular function: zinc ion binding; protein binding; transcription corepressor activity.